Molecule: messenger RNA, 758 nt
Organism: Eimeria necatrix
Lineage: Eukaryota; Apicomplexa; Conoidasida; Eucoccidiorida; Eimeriidae
Exons: 3
Source: RefSeq, a predicted model, not a curated record
CUGGGCGCCCCCCUGGGGGCCCCCCUGGGGGCCCCCCCGGGGGGCCCCCGGGGGGCCCCCCCGGGGGGGCCCCCGGGGGGGCCCCCGGGGGAGCCCCCGGGGGGGCCCCCGAGGACCCCUGGGGGAAUCCAGGGGGGCCCCCGGGGGGCCCCCUUGGGGGGCCCCCCGAGCUGCGAAGGAACUUUUAUGGGUACAGUUUUAGGGGGGAUGGGGGGCCCCCUGGGAUGGGGGCCCCCGAGUGGGGGCCCCCCUCGCAAAUGAGGCGCAGCAGCACAUUGCAGAGUAGUCAUGAGUACCAAGUGUUAUAUAAUCAGCAGCAGCAGCAGCAGCAGCAGCAGCAGCAGCAGCAGCAGCAGCAGCAGGGGGAGCAGCAGCGGUGCCAGGCGUGGUUCCGGCCUGCGGAGUCUGCGGACGGCGGAGCAGCAGCAGCGGGCGCAGCAGCAACAGCAGCAGCAGCAGCAGCAGCAGCAGCAGCAGCAGCAGCAGCAGCAGCAGAUCAAGGACACAGCGAGUCCGCAUUUAAAGCAAAAGAAAAAGAAAAAAUAAAAACUGCUUUGCUGCACUACAAAAGCCUUUCAGCAGACGAAGCAGCAAGGCCAGAAAUAUACGGAGACCUCCAAGUUAUUGUUGACAUAGAUGAUACAGUGCGCUCCAGCGGCGGGGUCACUUUCCUCUCUGUCAGCCUCGGAGGUGCCGAUAACAUUCGACAAUCCAAUAAAUGCGAAAUUGCGGCUGACAGCUUUGAGGAGAGGAGUUAG